Messenger RNA from Spodoptera litura, 2449 nucleotides. The record is from RefSeq and is a predicted model, not a curated record. Lineage: Eukaryota; Metazoa; Arthropoda; Insecta; Lepidoptera; Noctuidae.
AGUGUGUGUGUGUUCAUGGAUUCAUAAAAUAAUCCCAUUUCAUUCAUGUUGCUGAGCGGGAAAAGCUAAUGUCGUUAAACUAAUAACAUUAACAAGUAAACUCAAUGAGAUUUAUCUCAAAGCCAUCACUGAAAGUCUGUGCAACGAUAAUAAGUGGGUUUUCAGAGCAAUAAAACAUCCAUUGCGUCAGUUUGCAACGUAGUAAACAUUUGUUAUUUACAGCCAAGAAUAUCAAAAAUUCGCUGUGUUUAAGUACGAUGAAUAUGGAUAUGGAUGGUGGUAGUGACAAUAACUGGAGAGGAGUGCCUUUAAGUGAGUUGUAUGGGUCACAAUCUCCGUGGGGAGCGCCGGAGUUCCGGCUCGUUUCGCCGUCGCACAACCAUGCAGUUUUGUACCAUGUGCCGAGUAGUGGCUGUGUGGCUGCGGACAGGCCACCGAAGCCGCAGAUAGGACAGGACAAAUGGGACUCCGAACAUGUCCGGCUGCCCUGUUCUGAUCAGAGUCUUUACCCAGUGGGGGACAAUAAUGGUGUGAGCCAUCUCAAGAAGCGCUGGGAGAUGAUAGAGAAUGCUCUCUCAAAACCAAUACGCAAUAGCCAUGAGUUGGGCAAUGCCAUACUCAGCUACAACACUAACUUCCGGAAUACUUGGAAGUUCAGAGGACUGCAUAAACUGUUUGAUGAGUAUUUAGAAGAAGAGGAAACUCAAUACUUCUUUGAUGUAACUCUACCAGAGGUUAUAAAAUUAGCCCUGGACCUUCCUAAAUUGGUGCAGGCGCCAAUACCGUUACUCAAGCAACACAAGAACUUCUCAGUGUCUCUCUCCCAGCAACAGGUAGCAAGUCUCCUUGCCAAUGCAUUCUUCUGCACAUUUCCAAGAAGGAACGCCACUAAGAAGACUUCUGAAUAUGCUUCAUAUCCUUUCAUUAAUUUCAACUCGUCUGGUCUCUACGAGUCUUCUAACUCAGAUGCUAACUUGGAGAAACUGAAAUGUAUCUGUCAUUAUUUCAGAAGAGUGGUGACUAAAGUCCCGGUCGGUACGCUGACGUUCAGCCGUCGCUCGGUGCCGCCGCGCGACUGUCCAUCGUGGCCCAAGUCUACCAGACCACUAGGAUCCAUACCAUUACAUGUGGAACCGCUCAGCACUAUUGAAGAUGCUGAUUCGCUGAUACAGAUCGAUUUUGCUAACAAGUUUCUUGGCGGUGGUGUGUUAGGUCAUGGUUGUGUACAGGAAGAGAUUCGGUUCGUGAUAUGUCCAGAGCUGAUGAUAUCCAUGUUGUUCACUGAAGUCAUGAGGCCCAACGAAGCUCUUAUGAUUAUUGGAGUGGAACGCUACAGCAAAUACGUGGGCUACGGUCACAGUUUCCAGUUCGCAGGCGACCACAAAGACAACACGCCGCGCGACUCCUCGGGACGACGACGCUGUGCUGUACUGGCCAUUGAUGCAGUGCCAUACAAUAGUCUAGCGCAAGAAUUCCGCAGAGAAGCUAUCACUAGAGAGCUUAACAAGGCGUGGGUGGGCAUAUCAUUCGAUAUAGACAGUUACUCCGACCGGCUCCAGUACCCCGGCGUGGCCACCGGCAACUGGGGCUGCGGAGCGUUCGGAGGCACGCCGCACCUGAAGAGCCUCGUACAACUCAUGGCGUGCGCAGAGGCCCGCCGGCCUAUGGCCUACUACACGUUCGGGGACACUCAGCUCAGGGAUGACAUCGCUAACAUGUAUAACUUGUUAGCACGACACAAUGUGACUGUUGGUCAACUGUACAGGUACUUAGUGAGGUUUGCUCAAGAAAACAAUGUACUACUUACACGAUUCUACACGUAUUUGGAAAAAGUCCUAAAGGAGAACAAUGAAUCAUCACAGAACUCCAGCGAUAACAUGAUGGACACUAGCGUCACCGAAUCGACACCAGUUACAGUAGUCAUCGAUGAUGAAUCAACAGACAAUUCCCCAGACUUAUUCUCUCAAGAUGAAAUGGACCAAAGUUUACUGGAAGUGGCAAUACAAUCAGAAAGGAUAGCCAACAAAACAGACACCAAACAAGAAACCACAAACAUGUUUAAAAAACCAAAAACCAACACCACUCAACAAGUAAAAACUGUACAGCCAACGAAUCAUCUAACAGAGCAACAGAUUGAGCAACAAAUCACCCUGCAAAUAGACCAACAAGUUGACCAACACAUUGAACAUAAAGAAUCAUCGAAAUCCCCACCUACUGCAGAUACAAAGAAAAUGUCUUUACUAGACGCGGUCACAAUAAUGGAAGAAGAUAACAAACAUGAACAACAUACAUCACUUGCAUCAAAUAAAAGGUUCUCAUUACUAAGCGACACAAAACCAGCAAAGGUUAGCGAAAGCCAAUCAACACCUGAACGCAAAAGGAGCACGCCUAAGAAACUCAUAACAGAUUAUUUUAAUACAAAGAAUAAUAAAUAAGGCAGUUGUGUAAA